AUGCUACACCAAGAUGAGAACCUUGCUGUCCGGGUUUUGAAAGAUAAAUACUCAAAGUCAAAUAACAUGUUUAGAGCGUUCCAGUAUGGGUCUCACCUAUGGAAGGCCAUGGGAAAGAUGUGGUCUCUUUUCAGGUCAAAUGUGUCGUGGGGUAUUGGCAAUGGGGAUUGUGUGAACUUGUGGGAGGAUAAGUGGAUUGGGGGGACUUCUCUCCGUAGCCUCAUCCAUGGUCCUUUGUUAGAAGGGGAGAGUGAUUUUUUGGUGAGCCAUUGUAUGAAUAAUGGGGGGUGGGAUUUUUCCUCGCUUUCUUUCCACCUUCCUCAGUCUGUGAUUCAAAUGUGUAGAGCUGUCCCCCUCCAGGAUCAGGUGGCCCAUCAAGAGGAUUUCGUGUUUUCAGAUUUUGCUAUAAAUGGAAAAUUUUGUUUUAAAAAAGUUAUGGCUGUAUUGCGAAAUGUAAAACCUUCUUUGGAGCACUCUUGGAAUUGGAUUUGGAAAUCGGACACAAUACCAAAAAUAAAGUUUUUCUUAUGGCUUGCUUUCCACGAUAGACUACCUCAUAAAUGUGCAUUAUUUGUGAGGCAUCUAUGCCCAUCUAACACUUGUGCUUGCUGUUACAAUGACAAUGCUCCUGAGGACUCAAUCCAUGUCCUUAGGGAUUCUGUGGAUAGAGUUGCGGGUAUUGCAGGUAUUGUCAGAGAUCACAUGGGAAACUGGGUUUUGGGCUACCAACAAAAAUGCUACAUCCAUUCGGUCCUUAUGGGGGAGCUUCAAGCUAUCUGUACAACCCUACAGAUCAUAGAGGAAAGGAGAUGGAGUCGUGUCAUUAUCAAUUCAGACUCUCAGCAAGCUAUAAAUAGAAUCCUACAGGGGGACGAGAUCAAGGAUGCUAAUUUUUGGAUUGUUAAAAAAUGCAGGGAUCUUUGUACGAGGAUGACGGAUAUCAGGCUGGAAUUCGAGGCAAGGAAAACUAAUAGAGUUGCUGAUAGAUUAGCAAAGUUGUGUAGAACCGACGUUUUGUCAAACUUUAAUAUAUGUAUUAUUGAGCAGGCUCCGGAAUCUGUUUCGGAUGUUUUGAUGGAGGAUAGACCUCCAUGA
Molecule: messenger RNA, 1095 nt
Organism: Spinacia oleracea (spinach)
Lineage: Eukaryota; Viridiplantae; Streptophyta; Magnoliopsida; Caryophyllales; Amaranthaceae
Exons: 2
Coding region: 1-1095 (364 amino acids)
Molecular function (GO): RNA-DNA hybrid ribonuclease activity; nucleic acid binding
Source: RefSeq, a predicted model, not a curated record